AUGGAGUCGUUUCCCUCGAACAAGAGUGUCGAGGAUGGACAAGGCUACUCAACAUCCCGACAUGAGCAUGAUUUUUAUAGCCAUGAGAGCAAGCCAGAGACGCAGGUGGUGGACAACUCAAAAUCAACGUGGCGGGAUCUUUUCGCCUUCACUGAGCGUCGCCACCUUGGCCCUCUCAUCAUGGCCAUUAUUGCAGCCGCCUUCGCCGCGGCAGCCAAAACCUCAUAUGCUAUCUUUCUGGGCAGGGUCAUGGACAUCCUCACACCUCUCGGCGCCGGGACCAUAAGCAAAGAGUCAGCCAUGACAGGUGUUACAUUCUGGUGCAUCAUACUCACGGCUAUGGGUGCAGCCGUCUGGAUCUUUAACUCUGCCUUCAUGGCUGCCUGGGUGAUCUUUGGGGAGUUGAUAGCGAGGCAGGCCAGAGACAAGAUCUUUUCCAACCUGCUGAACAAGGAGAUGGCCUGGUUCGACAGCCAGGAGGAGGGCGUGAGCAGUGCGCUGUCGGCCAUGCAUGUGCAAACACGUGAGCUUCAGAUCGCAGCCUCGCAGGUGCUCGGGUUCCUCGUCACCGACUUCUUUGUCGCCAUCGGAUGUAUGACCAUUGCAUUCUACUACAGCUGGGACCUCACACUCGUCUUGUUGGCCACCAUUCCGGUGUCUGUGGUGGCCCUGGGGCUCAUUAGCCGGGGUCUAGAGACUGCUAUCCAGGCGCAGAAGCGAGAGCUUGCCCAGGGCUCCAAGCUUGUCACCGCGAUGGUCACGGCAAUUGAUCUGGUCAAGGUGUACAACGGGUUUGAUAACGAGGUGUGGCAGUACAUGCAGACCAGCAGGAAGGCCAGCAGAUAUUUCCUACAGCAAGCACGCAGGCACUCGAUGCAGAUGGGCUACGUCAAAAUGUGGAUGGUCAAUCUGUUUGUCGUCGGUUUCUGGUUCGCCGUGUGGCAGGUGAGCAAGGGGUCGACCACGGCCGGGGACGCCAUGACCACGUUCUAUGCGGCCUUGACAGCCUUUCAGGCUAUCGAGGGAUUUGGCCCGCAGUGGCUUGUCCUGGCCAAGGGGAUCACAGCUGGCCACAGCCUCCGACAAGUCGUUCUGGAUAUGGCUGCGAGCCGCGUACAAAAGAGCGGCGUCACGGCCAAGGCGUCAGGGUCAAACCAUCCUGCAACGUGUACCGGUGAUGUCGAGCUCAAUAACGUGAGCUUUGCAUACCCCUCGAACCCGGACAAGGUUGUCCUCCACCCCGCGUCGUUCUUCUUUGCAGCAGGCGAGAUGACCUUUCUCGUCGGCAGAAGUGGUUCGGGCAAGAGUACGCUCAGCAACUUGAUCCUCAAGUUUUACGAGCCUCGCACCGGCAGCAUCUUGAUCGACGGGCACCCAGUUGCGACGCUCGCAGAUGCAUGGGUUCGGAGCAACAUCACGUUAAUCCAACAGUCUAGCAUCCUGUUCAACGACAGCGUCUUCAUGAACGUGGCCUUUGGAGGCCUCGACCCCUCGCGCGUCACGAGAGAAGAGGUCCAGGCAGCAUGUGAUAUGGCCAUGCUCCAGUCCACACUUGCAGGCCUCCCAGAGGGACUCGACACCAACGUCGGCAUGGGAGGCCACAACCUCAGUGGCGGCCAGAAACAACGACUUGCUCUCGCCCGAGCAAGACUGCGAGAUCCACCUGUGUUGAUCCUCGACGAGGUCACCAGCGGUCUUGACCCCAUCAGCAAGGUCCUGAUCCUCGAAGCCAUCAGGAUCUGGCGCGCCGGUAAGACCACCAUUGUCAUCACGCACGACGUCACCCAGAUUCAGGAUGAGGACUAUGUCUAUGUCAUGGAUCAGAGCUACCUGGUACAGGAAGGCUUCCGGAAACAUCUCGAAAAGGAUGACGAGGGCAUGUUCGCUUCCCUGGUAGCUCUGACCCAGGGCGAAGAGACGGGCGAAUCCACAGCCACGGUGCUGAGCCGGUUAGCUUACCGGCCCCAUAUUGUUUCACGGUCAAGGUCUGGCCAGCUUACAUCGUCUUCGGAGGGGGGAGAGAGGAAAGGUCUCGCGGACAGUUCAGUCGUUGAGUUCAUGACCGAAAAGAAGGCUGCCAAGCCAGAGGGCCCACACAAGAACGUUUCCUUGUUCAAUAUAUUAAGCACCGUAUGGCCUCUCCUCAGCAGAUCCGACCGCCUACGUACGAUUGUAGGCCUUUUGGCCUGUCUGGUCGCGGCAGCAUGCAACCCUGCCUUCUCGUACGUCUUCUCGCAGCUGGUCGCCGUGUUCUGGGCACCCACAUGGCAGAUGUCGGCACGAGGUCAGGUAUGGGCCAUCCGUCUCACCAUCAUCGCCGCUGUGGACGGCGUCUCGCUCUUUACGGCUCACUAUCUCAUGCAGUGCGUGGCACAGUCAUGGGUGACAUCUCUGCGCGUCGAAGCUCUAAAGAAGAUCUUGUCGCAGCCCAAGGCGUUCUUCAACAAGGCCAAGCACUCGCCGUCACAGGUCGUCGAGGUGCUGGACAGGAACGCCGAGGAGAUGCGGAACCUCGUCGGACGCUUCGUGCCCAUCCUACUCAUCGUCGCCGCCAUGAUGUUCACCGCUGUGGUCUGGGCCUUGGUCACGUCCUGGAAACUGACACUUGUCGCCUUGGCCUCGGCUCCAGCCGUGUACGCUGCCACCAGGUCCAAUGCUGCGGUGUCGACCAAGUGGGAGGCCAAGACAAACGUCGCAUCGGACGCAGCCGGCUCGGUCGCCAUGGAGACCUUUCUAAACAUCCGCGUUGUCAGGGCGUUGACCCUGGAGGGCUACUUCAGCCGCAGGCAUGCCAGCUCUACCGAGUAUGCUCUGCAGACCGGCAUCAAGCGAGGUGUGCUGACGGGCGUGUUCUAUGGCGUGAACCAGAGCAUGUCCUGGUGGAUGACGGCUCUUGUGCUGUGGUACGCCGCGACACUCCUGACAGCACCCAGUGCCACCAUCUCCGUGACGGAUAUCAUGCAGGUCAUCAACCUCCUCCUCUACAGCAUGGGAUCCGCGACAGCCAUGAUGAACAACAUUCCACAGCUGUCGCAGGCAAAAGCCACGGCGAUCCAGGUGCUGUACUACGCAUCCCUCCAUUACAGCAACAGCCACGAGGAGCGCGGUGAGAAGAGGGUUCCCACACCUUUUCCCAUCGUGAUGAGGGACCUGCAAUUUGCCUAUCCAGCUGCUGCCAAGGGCAGUCCAGCAGGAGGAGGAGGAGAAGAAGGCGAUGGUCGGAAGGUGCUCCGCAAUGUCAAUCUACGAAUCGAUCAAGGCGAGUCUGUGGCGAUCGUCGGGGCAUCGGGCUGCGGCAAGAGCACCAUCGCCAACCUGCUCCUGCGGCUGUACGAUCCACUCUGCUCUUCUGGGCCCCAUGCGCCUCUGAGCUUCGCGCACACCGCGGCCGGCGACCUCUCGACGCCGGCCCUGCGCAGCCAGAUAGCGUCUGUGCCUCAGCACCCCUUCCUGUUCCCCACCACGCUCCACGAGAACAUUGUCUACGGUCUCCACCCAGACUCACCGUACCGCGACGCGGCCGCGGUCGUCGCGGCUGCGAAGCUGGCGUGCAUCCAUGGCUUUAUCGUCUCCCUGCCCGAUGGGUACUCGACUAUCGUAGGGGAGGGCGGCGUGGGUUUGUCUGGAGGCCAGGCGCAGCGUGUCAGCAUCGCGAGGGCCCUGGUGCGCAGUCCCAAGCUGCUGGUCCUGGACGAGCCCACGAGCGCGCUCGACGCAGACGGGGCAGAGGGAGUCAGGCUCGCCAUUAGAAGCCUGCUUGAGGACUCGCACAACAGGGUCGCCGCCGCUGCCGCCGCCGCCACCACCGCCGGCCAGGACAAAAUGGCCGUUGUGGUCGUGACACACAGCAGGGAGAUGAUGAAGAUGGCGGAGCGCAUCGUGGUUAUGGACCAGGGAUUUGUGGCCGAGCAAGGCGGAUACGACGAGCUGAUGUCUCGCAGGGGCAAGUUUGCAGAGCUGGUCGGGGGCGGUGUCUGGAUGCCAUCGAGCAACAACAGCGCACCCACCACCACCACACAAAGUCUAGGCAUGGAAAGGCAGGAAGCCAGACACGUCGCCAAUAGAUCAGCGUCCGUCUCAGCAGACGCUGAUCGUACUGAAAGCGUCUGUCUCUACGGCUCGACAAGACGCACUACAGAGAUUGAAGGGUCCGCCUAG
This is a messenger RNA of Cryphonectria parasitica EP155, 4158 nucleotides long. RefSeq lists its product as uncharacterized. Gene Ontology annotation, molecular function: ATP hydrolysis activity; ABC-type transporter activity; ATP binding. The record is from RefSeq and is a predicted model, not a curated record. The transcript is spliced from 3 exons. Bases 1 to 4158 code for a protein of 1385 amino acids. Lineage: Eukaryota; Fungi; Ascomycota; Sordariomycetes; Diaporthales; Cryphonectriaceae. Gene Ontology annotation, biological process: transmembrane transport. Gene Ontology annotation, cellular component: membrane.